Molecule: messenger RNA, 1452 nt
Organism: Mobula hypostoma (lesser devil ray)
Lineage: Eukaryota; Metazoa; Chordata; Chondrichthyes; Myliobatiformes; Myliobatidae
Product: zinc finger CCHC domain-containing protein 3-like
Exons: 1
Coding region: 1-1452 (483 amino acids)
Biological process (GO): activation of innate immune response
Molecular function (GO): RNA binding; zinc ion binding; double-stranded DNA binding
Source: RefSeq, a predicted model, not a curated record
AUGGCUGGUAAGACCAGUACAUCAGGAAGCAGUGCUGGGAAGACCAGCGAUUUAAAGGAGAGGGCUGAGGGCGGCAGUGGAUCGGAGAUGAGAGCUGUAGCGCCCAAAGCAUCAGUGGUGCAGACUGAAGAAUCCGGAGUAGUAGCGAAGAAGGCGGCUGGAAAGUCCAGCCAAUCAGUGCAGAGAGUUGCGGAGACCAGUGAAUCGGAGAAGAGAGCUGAAAAGAACCCCGAUUCGGGGAAAAGAGCUGAAAAGAACCCCGAUUCGGGGAAAAGAGCUGAAAAGAACCCCGAUUCCGGGAAAAGAGCUGAGGAGAACCCCGAUUCGGGGAAGAGAGCUGCGGAGAGCAGCGAAUCGACGAAGAGAGCUGGGGAGACCAUCGAAUCGGAGAAGAGAGCUGGGGAGUCCAGCGCACCGAGAAGGAAGUCGGGGGAGACAAGCCCUUCCGCUCGUGGAGCUGGUAUCAAGAACACUGUGCAAAUGACUGUCAAGGAUCUGAAGGAUGGCAACGGCUUCAAUCGGAUUACCUUCAUUCGUAAGGUGCUUUUCGACUGCUGCGGCUUUAAGGUAGAUGAUCUGUACUGUGUGCAGGAUUUCCCGAGUUACUAUGAUGUCACCUUACGGCGUGCCGAGGGGUGGCGGAAAAUGCGCCAGUGCUUAUCCGAGAAGGGGAGCGAGGCGCCGCUGUCGCUAUUUAAAGUGCAACCUCUCUUUGCCGAGGGGUCGCAGGAGAGAACAGUUACGGUACACAUGUUUAAUCCCUAUGUACCCGUCGUCGACGUUCUCACUUUCCUAGCACGUUGUGUAGAGAGAGUGUGGGGGUGUGAGGACGUUGACGACAUUCUGGGAGUUUGGACAUCUAAACGGCAGGUCAGGGUUAAGUUAAGGACCGACACCAAUGGCUAUGUCAUCCACCCACCCUCAGCCUUUGCGAUCGGAGGGAACCGAGGCUACCUGGUUUACGCCGGACAACCGAAACUGUGCCGAAACUGCGGCAAGCCGGGGCACAUCGCGGCCCAGUGUAAGGCUGUGGUGUGCAGAAACUGCAAGGUGGAGGGCCACCUUACAAAAGACUGCACGGAGGCCAAAUCCUGCAACCUCUGUGGGCAGGCGGGCCACCUUUAUAGGACCUGUCCGAAAAGGGUGGGCUCCUAUGCACAGGUGGCCAGGGGUAGUGAUGACACCGGGAUAGCCCCAGCUGGAGUGGAGGUGCCCGCCGUCUCUGUAGAGGAGACGCAGGUUCCGAUGGAGGGACAAGAGCACACCCUGAGCUCCCCCUCCACCUUGCAGGACACCCAAGACCCCCCGCUUGAUGAGGAGGAGUCAAUGGAAGAGGGGAGGGCCGAGGGGGAAGAGGAAAAGUGGAGGGUGGUCACGAAACGGAAAAAGACCCUAAAGAUGCCGCCAAAAAGACAAAGGGCGGAUAAAUUGGAGAGCAGGUGGAAGACUUAA